UCCCUAAUAAGUUUUAUAGCUCUAAAGCCAAAAAUUAGUGGAAUCUUCUGUCUUUGUGUAUUCCUUCACCUAAUCUCUCUCAUCCUUCUUUAUCGGUCAACACUUUCUCAAACUCUCUAAUCAGAAAAAAUGGAAGCAGUAACGGCGAUAAAGCCAUUAAUCAGAGUCGCUGCUCUCUCCGGUUCCCUCCGUAAAACCUCUUUCAACACUGGUCUCCUCCGUGCAGCGAUUGAUUUAACGAAAGAAUCGGUUCCGGGAAUUCAAAUUGAGUAUAUUGAUAUAUCUCCGUUACCGUUGAUUAACGCGGAUCUUGAAGUCAACGGUACUUAUCCUCCGGUUGUUGAAGCUUUCCGGCAGAAGAUUCUUGAAGCUGAUAGUAUCUUGUUUGCUUCUCCUGAGUACAAUUUCUCUGUUUCAGCUCCACUUAAGAAUGCUCUUGACUGGGCUUCAAGAGCACCUAAUGUUUGGGCUGACAAACCCGCUGCUGUUAUAAGCACCGGUGGAGGUUUUGGUGGAGGAAGAUCACAAUAUCAUCUUCGACAAAUUGGAGUAUUCCUUGAUCUUCAUUUCAUCAACAAACCCGAGUUUACUCUCAAUGCGUUUCAGCCGCCUCAGAAAUUCGAUGCAGAAGGAAACCUAGUCGAUGAAGCAGCUAAGGAGAGGUUGAAACAAGUCCUUCUCUCGUUACAAGCAUUUACCUUACGACUUCAAGGUAAGUAAGUUAAGUGGGUUAAAUCUCUGAGCAUUUGUGAGAUCGGUCGUGUGAUGAAAAUAAUGCCAAUUGUUGUGAUAAUAAACAGUGUUUCUAUUUCUCAUUCAUAUUGUAUACAUGAUACAUGUAUGUUUAUUAAUCGAGUGAUGAUAUUUGUUUUGUCCAAGAAACGGUAUUUUGAACCUAAAA
Molecule: messenger RNA, 901 nt
Organism: Arabidopsis lyrata subsp. lyrata
Lineage: Eukaryota; Viridiplantae; Streptophyta; Magnoliopsida; Brassicales; Brassicaceae
Product: NADPH:quinone oxidoreductase
Exons: 2
Coding region: 130-720 (196 amino acids)
Cellular component (GO): cytosol
Molecular function (GO): FMN binding; oxidoreductase activity
Source: RefSeq, a predicted model, not a curated record